This is a messenger RNA of Cladocopium goreaui, 720 nucleotides long. NCBI's taxonomy places the organism in Eukaryota, Dinophyceae, Suessiales, Symbiodiniaceae. The record is from the annotation of a GenBank genome assembly.
AUGGUUGAGUCCGAGUCCCUCAAGAAAGCCCAGCUUGUCUUGGAGAAGGUGACUGCUGUUCAGGAAGGCCUGGUCAACACACUUGAUCAGAUCAGCACGGCAGUUGACCAAAACAAGCUUGUGGAUAUGGCAAGCCUGCAUUCUCAGGCCCCCUCAGGCGAUGCUUGCCAAAUUCAGGACUUGGAGCCUGCCGCGUGCCCGCCAGGGUCCGACCGUUUAGAGGAGUUGAAGUUGGAGGCUGAAAGUGGAAAGGAACAAUGCGAGCAGAAAGCCGCAGCAGCCAAAGAGACCCUGAAAAUCUUGGACACGAAAGCCAAGAAGUUGGAUGCGGCUGGGUUGGCUUCGACAAAGGAGAGCCAUCUCUCGUCAAAGCUCGAAGAGCUCAAGAAAGUGACAGAGAAGACUGCUGAGGUUCGUGGGCAUGCCCACCAAAUAAAAGGAAUGGACGAGGUGUUGGAAGCUGCAGGAGUUUCGAGCUCUCUGCCGAUAGCUUCAAAGAAGGAGGAAUAUCAGAACGAAACAGAACUGCGCAUCAAGAAGUACUUCGAGGCACUGAAUGAGGUCUCUCUUGAGCUAAUCCUUCAAAACGGGCUGCCAAUGGAGCUCGACAAGAUCGUUGCCAUCCUGGACGAGUGCGGUGCAGUACAGCAAAUUGGUGAGGCGGCCGGGCAAGGGAGGAAGGAAGUUCAGAGAGUCAAUGACCACCUCAAGAAGCACUUG